Messenger RNA from Scedosporium apiospermum, 1512 nucleotides. RefSeq lists its product as uncharacterized. The transcript is spliced from 3 exons. Lineage: Eukaryota; Fungi; Ascomycota; Sordariomycetes; Microascales; Microascaceae. The record is from RefSeq and is a predicted model, not a curated record. Gene Ontology annotation, cellular component: SLIK (SAGA-like) complex; transcription factor TFIID complex; SAGA complex. Bases 1 to 1512 code for a protein of 503 amino acids. Gene Ontology annotation, biological process: transcription initiation at RNA polymerase II promoter; RNA polymerase II preinitiation complex assembly. Gene Ontology annotation, molecular function: RNA polymerase II general transcription initiation factor activity; protein heterodimerization activity; transcription coactivator activity.
AUGUCUGGCCAGGCGGUAGCUGCUGCCGACCAACCGAAACUCCUCUGGAAUUCCGAGAACGUCAAGGAUGUCGCCGAAUCCGUAGGCAUCUCGAGCAUCUCCGACGAAGCCCUUCGCUGCCUAACUCAAGAUGUCGAGUACCGCGUCGGUCAAGUAAUUGUUGAGUCGCUUAGGCUUAUGAGGGCCGCCCAUCGCACGACCCUUUCGGUGCAGGAUGUCAAUGCUGCCCUCCGCGUCCUCGAUGUUGAACCGCUCUACGGCUACGAGUCGACUCGACCACUUCGAUUUGGAGAAGCGAGUUUGGGUCCUGGACAACCCAUCUACUAUCUUGAAGAUGAGGAAGUCGACUUUGAGAAGUUGAUUAACGCUCCUCUGCCAAAGAUUCCUCGCGACACCACCCUCACAGCGCACUGGCUUGCCAUUGAAGGUGUACAGCCCGCGAUUCCCCAGAACCCCAUGCAGUCCGAUUCGAGAUCCAACGAACUCCUGCCCAAGGGCGCCGGCGCUAACCCCGCCUUGGCUGCGCUCGCCGGCAACGACAACCUUCCAAACCGGCCCCUCGUCAAGCAUGUAGUCAGCAAGGAAAUGGUCCUCUACUUUGAUAAGAUCCAAGCUGCACUUCUCGACGACAACCCAGACGAAGAAGUUGUGCGCCUCCGCCAGGCUGCUCUCGCCUCUGUCCGGGACGAUCCCGGUAUCCAUCAGCUUGUUCCUUACUUCAUCAACUUCGUCUCCGACCAGAUCACCCACCACCUCGACGACGUCUUUGUGCUCCGUCGCAUGAUGGAACUGACGGCGGCCUUGAUCGCCAACGAGACCCUCUUCCUCGAUCCCUACGCUAGUCCGCUGUCCGCUCCUGUUCUCACCUGCCUCCUGUCCCGUAAGCUCGGAUCGGAGGACGGCACGGAUGCCAUCAGAGAACAGUACCAGCUACGAGAGUUCUCCGCUUCUCUCGUCGGCGAGCUGGCGCGCCGAUACUCCGCUUCCAACCCACUCCUCCGAUCGAAGCUCACGCGGACUUGUCUCAAACACUUCCUUGAUCAGUCUAAGCCUGCUCCCGUCCUGUUCGGCGCCAUCGGCGGACUCGCUGCGGCAGGCGGCCCCGAAGCUGUGCGACUAAUCGCGCUCAAGACUCUGAAGAGCGUCAACGACGCCAUCCUCCACCCCCUCAAGGACAAGCCCGAAGCUAAGCUAGACUUUGAGAUGCUCACGGGCGGAAUCGUCAACGCCAUUUCCCUCAUCUCGAGCGAUCAGAUUUCCCUCGGCACCACGGCACCCACGACGAACGGAACCAUCUCCGACUCGGAUCGCACCGACCUUGUCGACUUCCUGGGUGACAUCAUCGCCCAGCGCGUCGUGGCCCUGGGCAAUCAUCAGCUCGUCAAGAAGAUUCUCGAGCGCGAGGAGGAAAAUGUUAUGUUCGAUGAAGCGAUGCGCAGACUUGCGCUGGAGUUUGGCGUCCUGGAUAUUGAGGAUGUGGAGGAGCCGGAGAUCAUGUACAUUAAUUACUAG